AUGGCAGAGGAGGUCGCCAAAGCUCGGGCUGCUCCACCUGUUGGAGACAUGAUCUCCAGGAAGAUCAUUUACAAGGAAAUACCAGCCAAGGUCAUUUUUGAGGAUGACCAGUGUCUUGCCUUUCAUGACAUUUCCCCUCGAGCACCAACACAUUUUCUGGUGAUACCCAAGACGCAUGUAUCCCAGAUUUCUGUAGCAGAGGAUGAUGACAAGAGUCUUCUUGGUUAUUUAAUGAUUGUUGGCAAGAAAGGUGCUGUUGAUCUGGGCCUGAAGAAGGGUUAUCAAAUGGUAGUGAAUGAAGGCUCAGAUGAGGGACAGUCUGUUUAUCAUGUUCACCUCCAUGUUCCUGGAGUCGGCUGGUGAAUUGGCCUCCUGGUUAAGCAUGUUUUAAGGAUAAUUUUCCUUACUCUAGGCAAUGAUCAGUUUUGCAAGUUAAACAGUACACUUUAUUUUUGCCUGUGUAUAAAGAGAUUGAGGAAAUAAUUUCUAAAAGAUGUUGCAUGUUUUGGGAAAAAAUGAAUGCUGUAAUGUAAUAAUAAAUGCAAAGGGGUGGGAAAAUCAUAGUACUGUAAUAGUUUUAGUUAUACCUUCAUCAAAGGGUGUAAUCCAGCUUUGACUGCUUCAUUUGCAGUUAGAAAGAAUUUAAAAUGACAACAGCAAAAGUGAUUAAACAGAGAGAAAAACAAAUCCCUAUAGGAAAGAUUAAGUCUCCUGGAGAAAAAACUUCCACUAUAGUGCUAUAUUUUAGUUAAACAGUGCCACACACUAUGCUAACUGUGGUGAGGGGAACAAAGGAAGUAAAAUACAGACACCCGUGCUUAGGAAAGAUUACAAUACUGUUGAGGGAUACAAUAUUAUUAAUGAAAUGCAUAUAGAUGAUCAACAGCAUAUUUUUAAAUCAACUGAAUAUGAUCCAAGUUUUAUUAAUUUCAUCCUAUUCUCUUCACCAUGUUUAAUUAGUGACAGCAAUGAUAUCACAUACUAGUUUAGUUGUUUUUAAUUUUCAAGAUACUUUCAUAGUAAGUGAUCCUCACAACUACAAGGGAGAAAUUAUGUCCCCAUCAUUAAGAACUCCUUUCAGGUAAGUUCCCUUUCCUUAGCUCAUCAAUGUCUUUAAUAAAGUAGUUCUUCAAUUCUGAUCAUUACAAUCACCUGCAAAGGUU
Phyllostomus discolor (pale spear-nosed bat) is the source of this 1163-nucleotide messenger RNA. Its product is annotated as histidine triad nucleotide-binding protein 1-like. Gene Ontology annotation, cellular component: cytoplasm; nucleus. The transcript has a single exon. Gene Ontology annotation, molecular function: hydrolase activity. The coding region runs from base 1 to 363 and encodes 120 amino acids. The record is from RefSeq and is a predicted model, not a curated record. Gene Ontology annotation, biological process: purine ribonucleotide catabolic process. Lineage: Eukaryota; Metazoa; Chordata; Mammalia; Chiroptera; Phyllostomidae.